AUGGCCAUGUCCAUGGCGAUGUCAAAGGCCUUCACCGCGCGCCAUUCGGAACAUUUGCACCACCGCCUCGUGGCGGCGAGCUCCAAGUCCCAGGCGGAGCCGCGGCUGCCACUCCUCCCGCGGCGUCCGGGCCUAGCGGCGGUCACGGUCACGGUCGCGUCCCGCCCGCGGCUCCUGCCGGCGAGCCCCAGGUCUACGAGGUCGGAUGAGUCGGACCUUUCCCCUACCCCGCCUUCGGAACGCACCAUGACGGCCUGGGACCUCGCCAGCCUCUGGGUCGGCCUCGUCGUCGGCGUGCCGUCUUACUACCUCGCGGGCAGCCUCGUGGACCUCGGCAUGUCCGCGCUCCAGGGCGUCGCCACCGUCGCCUUUGCCAACCUCAUCGUCCUCGUCACGCUCGUCCUCACGGCCGCGCCCGCGGUCACGCACGGCCUGCCGUUCCCGGUGCUCGCGCGCGCCGCCUUCGGCGUCCGCGGCGCGCACGUCCCGGCCGUCAUCCGCGCGCUCGUCGGCUGCGGCUGGUUCGGCAUCGAGUCCUGGAUCGGGGGCCGCGCCAUAUUCUUGCUCCUUCCGUCCCGGCUCAAGUCCUACCCGCCGCUGCUCACGCCGGUGCCCAGGCUCGGCGCGGCGCCGCUCGAGUUCGCGUGCUUCCUCGCGUUCUGGGCCGCGCAGCUCGGCGUCAUCAUGAACGGCAUGGAGGGCAUCCGCAAGCUCGAGAAGUACUCGGCGCCGGUGCUCAUCGUGCUCACCUCGGCGCUGCUGGCCUGGGCCUACACAUCGGCCGGUGGGUUCGGGCGCAUCCUCGCGCUGCCGCCGAGGCUGACAGGCGCAGAGUUCUGGAAGGUCUUCUUCCCGUCGCUCACAGCCAACAUCAGCUUCUGGGCGACGGUGGCCAUCAACAUACCGGACUUCGCGCGGUACGCGCGCAGCCAGGCGGACCAGGUGCUCGGCCAGGCGGGGCUGCCAGUGUUCAUGGGCAUGUUCACCUUCGCCGGGCUCGCCAUCACCUCGGCCACUGAGGCCAUCUUCGGCCACGUGAUAUCCGACCCGAUCGAGCUCCUUGGCCGCAUUGGAGGGCCGGCGACGACGUUCCUUGCCAUCUUCGGCAUCGGCCUCGCAACCAUCACGACCAACAUCGCCGCCAACGUCGUCGCACCGGCGAACGCGCUGGUCAGCAUGAGCCCGCGGAGGUUCACGUUCGCCAAGGGGGCGUUCGUCACCGCGCUGCUCGGCAUCGCCUUCCAGCCUUGGCGGCUGCUCAGCUCCAGUGAGAGCUUCGUGUACACCUGGCUUCUCGGCUACUCGGCGCUCAUGGGCCCCAUCGGAGGGGUCGUCCUCGCCGACCACUACAUUGUCCGGCGCACCGCCUUGGACGUCGACGCGCUCUACUCCGAAGACAGGGGCAGCCCUUACUAUUUCCAGGGUGGUUUCAACGUCGCUGCGAUGGUUGCAAUGGCGGCCGGAGUUGCGCCUAUCGUGCCGGGAUUUCUGCACAAGGUUGGAGUUCUGCCUAGUGUCUCCAGUGCGUUUGUCACGUCGUACAACAAUGCCUGGUUCGUCAGUUUUUUCGUCGCCGGCGCCGUCUACUGUCUGCUCUGCAGCCGGUGA
This is a messenger RNA of Miscanthus lutarioriparius, 1608 nucleotides long. The record is from the annotation of a GenBank genome assembly. Lineage: Eukaryota; Viridiplantae; Streptophyta; Magnoliopsida; Poales; Poaceae.